AAGCAAUCUGGCUAACACAUUCGGGGAGCAAUACACGAAAAAGAAACCUAAAGAGAACCGAAGCGCAGCAAGCAUGCAGCCCAACCUCACAGCCCGAAGAAAUACGCAUCCCUCAACCGCGUCGCAUAAAGAUUCAGCUGGUUCUCCUUCGACACCCAAGCCAUCUUCCCGGGCUCCCAGAACAUCCUUGCCGGUGACCGCAAACCCUCUGCUCUGCUCGCGGCGCGCGCAGUCCGCCCGCAUCCACUCCGACAAGUACCACUCCUUGUCCUUGUGGCAGCUGACCAGGGCCCGUCGAUGCCGUUGCUCUCUUGUCGUUGUCGAUGCUCCUAGUACUGCUGAGGAAAAGAGCUUCAUGCUCCACUUGGAACCUGGCUUCCCGCUGGAUGUUGAAGCGCAGCUUGGUCUCCGCUUCGACGUAAUCGAGGACCAGUGUGUUUACGUUGCGCGAUUGCCAUUCGUGCGGCCACCGCCGGAGCUUCUGUGCUGCUUUCCGGUUACCGGUCCCCUCGAGCAGUCUCUCAAGAAGUUCCAAAGAAGAGGUAGGCAUGUUGAGAUGGGUUGACGGGUGGUUGGUGCCAGACGGAGGUUUCAGGGA
Aspergillus aculeatinus CBS 121060 is the source of this 598-nucleotide messenger RNA. RefSeq lists its product as uncharacterized. The record is from RefSeq and is a predicted model, not a curated record. NCBI's taxonomy places the organism in Eukaryota, Fungi, Ascomycota, Eurotiomycetes, Eurotiales, Aspergillaceae. Bases 74 to 565 code for a protein of 163 amino acids. The transcript has a single exon.